AUGUUCCCUUUUUCUUGUAUUACGCCCUCAUCUAUCUCAGUGACAUUUGAAGGACCCGUUGACUCUAAGGAUAAGUCUCCUCCUCAUAAGGAAGUAGUUGAUUUAGAGGAGGACGAUAGCCCCUUGGCCUUGGUUCGUGCUGACAAGGCCAAUUCUCAAAAGACUGAGCUGCCAACCUAUCCCGAAGCCAUGCCUACAGAGAUGGUGCCUAAGAAGGGAAAUAGAAAGAAAGUGAUUAAGAGAAAAAGAGUCCCACACCGUCUAAGGCUAGCUCCUCAGGUAGAGCCCAUGGCCAAUGCUUGGGAGUUUGAGGGGGAUCCUCAAGAUCUUCGCCGUCUUCUAAGACUUUGUGACGAGCCCAACAAGUUGGAGAUCCGAGUAGCUCUUGAUGGGAAGUGUAGCAUGAGGAAUUACAAGGAGCUUGUAACUCCGAAGAACCUCGCUAGGCUUGAGCUCGACCCUUAUAUUCUAAGCAAGUUACCUGCUAUAGAUGAAGAUAACCCCCAUGUCGAGAAGACUUUCUCUGAUAAGUCCACGUUGCUCUUUUUGUUCUUUAUCUGGUAA
Messenger RNA from Ilex paraguariensis (yerba mate), 564 nucleotides. Lineage: Eukaryota; Viridiplantae; Streptophyta; Magnoliopsida; Aquifoliales; Aquifoliaceae. The record is from the annotation of a GenBank genome assembly.